This is a messenger RNA of Trichomonas vaginalis G3, 1902 nucleotides long. Its product is annotated as spectrin binding. Gene Ontology annotation, molecular function: protein binding. The record is from RefSeq and is a predicted model, not a curated record. NCBI's taxonomy places the organism in Eukaryota, Parabasalia, Trichomonadida, Trichomonadidae. The transcript has a single exon. Bases 1 to 1902 code for a protein of 633 amino acids.
AUGAGUAACUGGGCUCCUGGGUACGUAAAUUAUACGAAAGGAAAAAGACUUACAUUUACAAGAUCAUUACCUGAUAAUCUUUCCGUAUCAACCAUAAAUAAUAUCGAUUUGCCUCAAGAACUUCAAGUUUACGCAAAAAUUGAAGAUUUACUUAAGAAUUUGAGCAUCGAAAACUUAGAAGCAACGAUAAAUUCACUCUCACAGAUAAUGAAAGAAGAUGAAACAACGAUAUCUGUUGUUUUUAACUACGUAAGUUACUUCAAAAACUUGUUCAUGGACGACAGAUACGAGCAGCUGAUCAAAAUACUAUCAAAAGAUUACAACAUCAAAUUUGACAACGUGUACAACACUCUUUACGAACUAAACAACUUAGACAGAACUUUACUUCGAGAUCUCCCUAACGACAACAUCCAACAACUUCAAAACAUAAUAAAGCGAGAUACUUACUCUAUAAUAUCAUACGAUACCAAAGGAAGACUCAUUAAACUCUGUUUAGUCUUAGGAUUCACAAAUUGUGUCCAAUACAUGAUUCUAAAUGGUUUCGACAUCAACUCUACGCAUGCACCAUACGCAGUAUUCGGUGGGAACCUUGAAUUAAUUGAAAACCUCGAAGCGAAUAAGAUAAAAUUUGAUAACUGUCUUGAAUACAGUAUUGCAACACAUCAUAAUGAUAUAUCAGACUAUCUACUCAUGAAAUACAAAUGUGAAGAAAUAGAUGCAAAUUUGUGCUUGCAAUAUUUCAAUAUUAAAGCUUUUUAUUUUUGUUUACAAAACGGUUUGACAAAAACACCAUUUUACGAAAACGCCGUUGAUUAUGGAUACUUCGGAUUGUUAAGAUACUUAGUGAACAAUGGAAUGACACAUUAUGUUGAUAGAGCAAAAGUUUUGAAGUACUAUAUUUCGAAGGAUUUUUUUAUUGAAAAUAAAUUUAUUCUUGAAAAUUUCAAAGAUAAUUCUGAUGCAGAAAGUAAUGCGAAAAUAUUCAGAAAGAUUGUGAACACUAAUAGUGUUAAGCUUGUUAAGCUCUUUAUAUCUAAUGGUUAUGAUCCAAAUGUUAAUCUAAAAAUUGGAAAUUUGGCAAAUUUUGCUGCGAAAAAAGGAAAUGUUGAAUUCAUGAAAUUGUUGAUUUCUAAAGGUGUUAAUAUCAAUUUAACAGGUCAAGAGAUGCCUGAAACACCUCUUUCAUGUGCCGUAAUGCUUCAUAAUUAUGAAAUGGUUGAGUUACUCAUACAAAAUGGUGCAGAUCCAAAUAUUUUUGUUGAACAUUUUCCUUUGAAAACUGCUAUUUAUGGUUAUGAUGAUGAAAAUGCUUUGAUGAUCAUGAACUCCCCGAAAUUCGUCUAUAAUGAUAUAUAUGACGAAUUGUUGUUCUUCGUUCUUCAAAAGAAUAAUUUAAUUUUCGCAACAAAAUUCAUUCAAAAUGUUGAAAAAGGAAAAUUUUUGACAAAAGAAUAUUUGUUGGAAACAGCAAAGAAUGAAACAUUUUAUUUGUUUAAUAUGCUACUAGAAAACAUUAAUUUCAUUGAUUAUGACUUGUUUUGCGUGUUAACUUUCUGUUCUGGAAGAGGAUUGUUUGAAUUUGUGAAAUCUUUGAUCGAAAAAAGAAAUGCUCCUAUUGAUUAUGGUGAAGAUGUUAUUGAAAUCAAUGAAACUCCUUUGUAUUCCGCGAUUAGGAAUAAUUUCAACGAAAUUGCGAAAUAUUUAAUUGAAAAAGGUGCAAAAAUAAAUGGAUACAACAGAAACUUGGAUCCAAUGGUCGCUGCAGUAAUAAACAACAACUUUGAAAUCGUAGAAUUGCUUGUAAAUGCUGGAUCUACAAUGAGACACUUUAAUUGGGACGGACCACUUUAUAUCAUGACAUCUGACAGAAUUAAAGAGCUUCUUAAAACAAAUCCCCAAUGA